Dichotomopilus funicola is the source of this 414-nucleotide messenger RNA. RefSeq names its product thioredoxin-like protein. The transcript is spliced from 3 exons. The coding region runs from base 1 to 414 and encodes 137 amino acids. The record is from RefSeq and is a predicted model, not a curated record. Gene Ontology annotation, biological process: mitochondrial translation. Gene Ontology annotation, molecular function: structural constituent of ribosome. NCBI's taxonomy places the organism in Eukaryota, Fungi, Ascomycota, Sordariomycetes, Sordariales, Chaetomiaceae. Gene Ontology annotation, cellular component: mitochondrial large ribosomal subunit.
AUGACGAUCAGGGCGUUGCAACAAGUAUCCGUCGGCCGGAAUGGCGUCGGGUCCUUCGUCCUGCAAUGCAAGAAGCUAGACUUCCACUACUGCGACUUUGGCGGGAGUUCCAAAGGGAUGAACGGCUUCAUCAAAUCCCUCCUCCCGGCAUUCGUUACCGCCAACCCGCAAGUCGAAUUCUCCGUCUCCCCGCGGCCCUCGCGCCACCCGGUCAUCAUCGCCCAGUACAUCAACGGCCGCGAGAAAUCGGUGUGUGUCCGCAACAUGCAGCCGUACGAGAUCCUCAAGAAGGCGACGCUCCUCCGCGACUCCAACGGCGAGAAGAACAAGCGCACCGUUAAGCCUGUCCGGUCGAUCAACGAGUCUGUUCGUGGUGUAUGGUCGCCGUACCAUGGGAAUGGGUUGCGGGUGUAA